Molecule: messenger RNA, 3542 nt
Organism: Gracilinanus agilis (Agile Gracile Mouse Opossum)
Lineage: Eukaryota; Metazoa; Chordata; Mammalia; Didelphimorphia; Didelphidae
Gene: FRMD4B
Product: FERM domain containing 4B
Exons: 11
Coding region: 1-2064 (687 amino acids)
Biological process (GO): establishment of epithelial cell polarity
Cellular component (GO): adherens junction; bicellular tight junction
Source: RefSeq, a predicted model, not a curated record
AUGCCCUCCUUGUCCCAGGGGCUUCGGAAUAGCGGUGUGGGUCCACAAACACUCAUGCCCUCUCACUCAGCAGAAAAAUGCCAGCCCUGGAGGGUUGAACUAAAUGGAACAUUCCGAAGUUCAAGUUCAGUGGGAGAGCCGCAGGGAACCAGCAGGUCUGGACCGACAGCAUUAUUAAUGAACUUGAUAACAUACGUCCAUUUAAAAUGGAGCCGGACAGCUUUCGUUUCAGGAGUCGGCCGCUCUCAUCAGGGCUUGUUAGGAUUUCAUUUAUUUCAAUGGAAACAGCUGGAGAACUUAUAUUUCCGUGAAAAGAAAUUUGCCGUCGAGGUUCAUGACCCUCGCAGGCUUUGGGGCACCCCCACCCACACCGUUCCCACAGAGUUCCUGAACUCCUCGGUGCUUCCUCCGUAUCUCCCGCUGCCUGGACUAGUUGAAUCCUAUCCAUCCUUCAAAGAUCCUGCCUUACAAGAGCUGGAAAGCAAUUUUGUCAUCCAGCAAAAACUGGUGGAAGCUGCCAAGAAGCUUGCCAAUGAGCCAGACCUCUGCAAAAAUGUAAAAAGAAAGCGGAAGCAAGACUACGCGGAUGCCGUGAAGAAGCUCCAGGAGAUUGAGAAUGCGAUCAACGAAUACCGAAUUACAUGUGGCAAGAAACCGAGUCAGAAGGCGACUCUCAUUUUACCAGAAGAUAUAAUCCCAUCUGAAAGCAGUUCUUUAUCAGAUACAACAACCUAUGAUGAUGCCAACGACUCCUUCACCCUCCCUGCCCAGCGGUCCAGUUCAGUUCCGCAUUCUCCGAGAAUUCCUCCACCCAAGUCUCUUGGUCUGGAAAGAAUCCGCUUCAGGAAGUCUUCCAUUAAUGAGCAACUCAUGGAAGGCCGACAGUCUAGAGAAAUAUUGUCGACACACAGCAGUCCCUAUAGGACUCUGGAGAGACGUCCCCAGGGGGGCAGAAGCAUGCCGACCACCCCUGUUCUCACCCGAAAUGCCUACAGCAGUAGCCAUUUAGAGCCCAACUCUUCUCCACAGCACUGCCGCCAGCGGAGUGGAAGCCUGGAGUCUCAGACCCAUCUGCUCUCUGAGCUGGAUGGUGACAAGCCAUUCUUUUCCCUUUCCAAAUCCCAAAGAAGUAGCAGCACAGAAAUCCUGGACGACGGCUCUUCCUACACGAGCCAGUCGAGCGCAGAAUAUUACUGUGUGACGCCCAGCGCCGGCCCAUACUACACCACACAGACUCUUGACACGCGCACAAGGGGCCGAAGGAGGUCCAAGAAGCACCACGUCUCGACUUCCAACUCCGGGAGCAUGCCCAAUCUGGCCCCGAAGGACAUGAGGAACGGUGGCUAUCCAAAGAGUCACGAACAGCCCUCUUGCAACUACUUUAUCUCCGGGUACCCGCCCUACGCCGAGUGUGAUCUUUAUUACAGCGGAGCAUACGUUUUUGAGAAUGACACCGAGGGGCAAUACAGUGUGAACCCUUCCUAUCGCUCGUCGGCGCAUUACGGGUACGACCGACACAAGGAGUACAGGUCCUACCAUGAGGACGAAAUGGACCGGGUGCCCCACAACCCAUAUGCAACUCUCCGACUGCCCAGGAAGGCACCCGUGAAAUCUGAGCACAUCACCAAAAACAUUCACAAAGCCUUAGUAGCAGAGCACCUCCGGGGCUGGUACCAGCGAGCCUCUGGACACAAGGACUUGGGUCAUGGCUUGCAGGCAAGCUUUGAUUCUGACCGAGGCUCCCAGAGGAGUCUGGGGUUCGCUCCUCUGCAGGUGCCCUGCUCCCCAAGCAGUCGAGCUUCUUCCUAUACUUCAGUGUCUUCCACAACUGCAUCUGGGAACUGGAGGACACAGAUAACAUUGGGGCUGGCUGAUCCUCUCUCACAUUCUUCCUAUACCAGCUGCUAUGGCAAUGUCUACAGUCCUUUGCCACCUCCAAGCAGACAGUACGCCGAGGCCAGUCAACUGGACUGUACAGAUGGGAGCCGGCUGGAAAACGACCUGGACAAUAACGAACAGAGGCUCUAUUGGCACGAAGAUUCAAAACCUGGAACAUUAGUCUGAACUGCCCCCAGGACCACUUUUGUUCAAGCUCUGCAUUCUAACCCCAGUGUGCCUUGCCCAGUGUGCUGUUCUUCUGAAAAGGACAUCUUCAGAGAUUCCCCAAACAGCAAAAGCUGAAGGAGACUCAAGUCUUCAGAGCCCACAGACACCAGGUUUUUUUCAUCUUUUCUUUUAAAGAGAACCAAGUACCACCACCACCUAAAAGCCCUAAACUUGUUCUUCAAACUCCCAAGUGAAGAUGACCGAGUGAGCUUGGGCCGUGGUUCGAUGGCAGUUUUUGUUGUUUCCCACCCCCCACCCCCCUUUUAACCCUCAACAAGAUGUGGUACUUGGUUGAAGUAUUUAUGUUCAGCAAGCACUUUUUAGGUGUUGUCGGCUAAAGCUCAGAUCAAAAGGGGGGACUUUUUUCAAGAGAAAGUGGGAUUUUCAGAGCACAAUUCAGAUGGAUAAAUUGAAGAAAAGCAACACUUGACAUUUUUCCAGGCAUGAGCUCACAAUGACAAACGUAUGGAUUCAUGAGUUUAGGAAGUGUCCCAUACUGGCAUGUGAGGACUGGCAGAUUUUAGACAGUAUUGGAAAAUUUACUUGAAGGAAGGCUGGAUUUUUUUGGAGGUCUGAAUGGGUUUAAACGUGUUUAGGGUGACGUACAGAGUGAUGUUUUCAAGAGCACCGUGAAGUGGAUUCUGGGGAGGGAGGGAGGGAAAGAGGUCCAGACGAGGCUCGGGAGUUGCUAUAGCAGCCCAAAAUAGGACUUUCUUCAUGGUAGCCCAAAUGGGAGAUGGAGCAAUAUGUCGAAUUAUUUAUAAAUGUGCUUUGUACAUUUCCAAAGGUACCAUUUCACUGUGCUGAUGAGCUCCACACACAUGGUGAACUACUGUUCGGUUGCUAAUGAUCCCAUUGGGCCGCCAUUCUUCUUGGCCACUGGGCUAAGGAUUGCUCCCAUGGUCAUAACGUUUUAAAGAGAACACACUGUGAUGGCCAGUAUUUUAAGGCGAUGCAAAAAACAGAAACCAACACCCAGAAUAACCGUGCCUUACGAUUGUGGGCAUUAGGAUUGAGCACCAUUAUCUGAUCCCCAGGUGUGAUUCCAGGUCACUGAGUGACAUCCAUAAGAGUGCUCCUAAAAAAAACAAUAAAAAAGAGUUCCGUGAUGCAGUUGAUUGAAUUAUGAGGCUAAAAGCUACCUCGUAUUUUCUUUGGAGGAACAAAUUGUGAGUCAAUGCAGGAUUUUUCAGAAGCGCUCACUUUCCUUGUUCGUAAAAAGGAUUCUUGUUUCUCAUCCCGUGCUGUGCUUCAGAAUCCCAUCAAAGGUGCUCUGGCGUCUUCUUUUUUUUUUUUUUUUCUUUUUAUACAGAUGAUUAGUAACUCCUUGUGUAUAUUGUGAAUAGAAACGUUUCUGAUCAACUUUUUGGAACAUUUUUUUACCUAUAUCCCAAAGCAUGUAAUAUAUACAUAAAGAUGGUUUUGUUAAACUGGUC